This is a messenger RNA of Physcomitrium patens, 521 nucleotides long. RefSeq names its product small ribosomal subunit protein eS25w. Lineage: Eukaryota; Viridiplantae; Streptophyta; Bryopsida; Funariales; Funariaceae. The record is from RefSeq and is a predicted model, not a curated record.
ACUCUGUCGCCCUGAUACUCUCCCUCCCUCUUUGUCCAUUCCUCUUCGCCCCUUGCUCUCGAUUCGUGUCUGCUCCCUUCGUCGCGCGUCGCAGACAUGGCCCCCAAGAAGAAGGAAACGCCGCAGGCAGCUAAGCCUGCCAAGAGCGGCGGUGGUGGCAAGCAGAAGAAAAAGAAGUGGAGCAAGGGAAAGCAAAAGGAGAAGGUCAACAACAUGGUCUUGUUCGACCAAGCCACUUACGAUAAGUUGCUGUCGGAGGUGCCCAAGUUCAAGCUCGUCACCCCCUCCGUGUUGUCUGACCGCCUUCGUAUCACUGGAUCUUUGGCAAGGAAGGCCAUCAAGGAGUUGAUGGCAAAGGGCACCAUCAGACUAGUUGCCGCUCAUGCUAACCAACAGAUUUACACUAGGGCUACCAACACAUAAGCUUCUGUUUUGGAUGGUUGUGCGUUAUCCGUUCAGAUACGGCAAUGUAAACUGAAGUUUUUAGUGGUGCAAUUUCCUCUGAGAGCUACGUGCCUGUA